Molecule: messenger RNA, 4385 nt
Organism: Mugil cephalus (flathead mullet)
Lineage: Eukaryota; Metazoa; Chordata; Actinopteri; Mugiliformes; Mugilidae
Product: B-cell lymphoma 6 protein homolog
Exons: 2
Coding region: 93-3104 (1003 amino acids)
Biological process (GO): regulation of DNA-templated transcription
Molecular function (GO): DNA-binding transcription factor activity, RNA polymerase II-specific; RNA polymerase II cis-regulatory region sequence-specific DNA binding
Source: RefSeq, a predicted model, not a curated record
GAAGUAAACAGGAAAAGUGCGAGCACAGGUCCCUCAGCUCAAGAGUUUUUUACUUUUUCAUGAAGUUUUAGCGUCUCGGUCCAAGUCCGACAAUGUAUCCCGUUCAAAGUAUGCGCAAGUUUGUCUGUGAUCGACUGACGCUGGCGGCUCAGGAAAUCCUGGGAGCGUUUGAAAAGAAAGUUCAAGACUACGAAGCAGAAAUCGCUCGUCAGCGCAGGAUGCUGGAUACAGUGUUUACACCCGAGACUAAGCUACAACAGACAGAGCUGUCACAGACAUCUCUCGGUAAGGAGGGUGAGGCUCGCCCAAACCAGCAGCAGCACAGUAGCCACGAGCCCCAUUUGACUGAUACAGAUGCUGCAAGCAUUAAAGACGAACAUGAAGAGAUGUGCAUCAGCGAGGAACGAGAGCGGUGCACACAGCAGCGGGAGGCCGGCGCCUCUAAAGUCAGUCCAACUUGUAGCCAAAGUGUCUGUGGUGCUCAGCCUCGGCAAGACCAAGCUGGUGGUGCAGCGAAAGAAGAUGCAUCUCAAUCCCACAUGUCAGACAAAGAUUUAUUACCUGAAACUGAGAGGGAGAUUUCUGCAGCAUCGGCAGCUAACAGUGAGCAACAGCUCCUCUCUCAGGACUUAAGUGGACCUGAGAGCCAAGGUCACAUAAUCAGUAGCCAUGGAAGUGAAACGCCGACUGGAAAUGUUGAGUCGACGCCAAAUAAAAUAAGCAGUGAUGAGAACACAUCAGCUGCAAGCACUGAGCAAACACUGGAUAAAGAGAGCGUUGAUGAGAAUACGGCAUCAUUUACAAAUGCUGAGCCAGAGAACACGGCAUCAUCUGCAAGUGCUGAGCCGGCACCGGACGAGGAAAGUCCUGUUGAAAACACAUCAUCAUCCAUUUGCCCUGAGCUAACAAUGUUUGAAGAAUGGAACAAUGAGAUCAUAACAGAUAUGCUUGAAGAGCUAGCGCUAAAUACACCAUUAAGUCCUGAGCUAAUACCUAAUGCAGAGGAAAGUGGUGAGAAUGCAGCUCCCUCUGAAACUACUGAACCGACACGGAAUGAGCAACGUAGCAAUAUGCCAUCAGGAGCCGGAUGCACCAGCCUCACUCCAAAUGAGGAAAGUCAUCACGAGGACUCCGGAUUAAAAGGAAAUAAUGAACCAACACCAAAUGACCAAAUCCAAGAUGAGAGACUGACUUCAUCUGGAAGUUUUCAGCUAAUAGCACACGAGGAAGCCAACGAUAAGGAUCCAACAUCAGCCAGAAGUACAGAGCCAACAGCAAACGAGAUGGAUAACAGGGAGACUGAAGUAGCAGCAGAUACUGAGCCAAUACCAAAUACUGCUUGUCAUUAUGACACAUCAUCUCAGAGUGCAGAGUCAAGGCCAUGUGAGAGAUUGACCACAACACUGCAUGGAAGCACAGAUCAGACAACAAUUAGGAAACCCAAUGAAGAAACAAUGUCAGGUUUUGUAAAUAACAAAUAUGAUGAAGGGAAAAGCACAUGUACAGAGACAAUGGCAGCUAGAUGCAACGAUAUCAGACCAAAUGAGAAUUAUGCAAAUGAAAGCAUAAUGUUAAAAGGAAAUGGUGACUCAACACCACAUCAAAACGGGGGACCAACCUCGACCGAAAGUUUCGAGAAAGGCAGCGAUAUCACAUCAACUGAAUGCACCAAGCCGACACCAAAAGAGGACAGUGUUGAUUGUACAGAGAAGACGACAAGACCAAUACUCAUUGAGGGCAGAUCAGCUUCAAGCGUUAAACCAAAAGAAACUUUAUCACCUGUAAGUACUGAACUCAUACCAAAUAGUAUAACAACAACAACAACAACAACGUGGAUCACAACAGCUGCUCAGUACACUGACUUGACCCCGAUUGAGUACUUUAGUAAUGACAGCCCACCAUUACAAGAAAGCAUUGAGCUGUUACCACAUGAGAAAAGCUAUGAUGAUAAGAGCACAUCAGCCGGAUAUACAGAGUUACCACCGGAUGUGAAUUGCAACGAGGAGGCCGCAACAUCCAGUAGAAGUAUUGAACAUUUUGACGAGAAGACACCAGUUAGAAUUACAGAUCAGAAAGCAAAGAGGAGGUCCCGCGAGGGUAAAGAAAAAUCAAGCGCUAAAGCAACACAACGUAGGAGGCGCACUGAUAGGAAAACAAGUUCUGUUGGAAACACUGAGCCACCACAAAUUAAGAAUGGUAACAGUGAUGCAACUGAUGAGGAGGCAACGUCAUCAGUUAAGAGGAAAAAUGAUGGGAGUGAAACAGAAUUGAAUGAAAGUACUUACUCAACACGAAAGAGGAGACAGAGCAGAGGUGCAAAGGAAAAACAAAGCGAGAAACGUCACAAAAGGAGCACAUCAUCAAGAAGGAAAGACGAGAACACAUCAGGUGCCAGCGGCGACGACGACAAAAACCCAUACAAGUGUGACCGGUGUGGUAAAGUGAUGUCUAAUUUCAAAAACUACAAAUUCCACAUGAAAUCCCACACCGUCGAAAAGACGUUCAAAUGCGAAACUUGUGGUAAAAUGUUCAGAGAGAGUUGGGAUUUAAAUAAACAUCUAGUCAUUCACUCCGCUGAGAAGCCUUUCAAAUGCGAGGUCUGCGGUAACGGUUUCACCCGCCGAUACAACCUCGACCUCCACCUCAGGGUGCACACCGGGGAGAAGCCGUACAUAUGCAGCACCUGCGGGAAAAGCUUCACCGCUUGCGUCAAUAUGAGAAAGCAUAUGAGAAUCCACACGGGCGAGAAGCCGUACACCUGCAGCGACUGUGGGAAAGAGUUUGCGGAUUCUUCCUCUUUCAAAAAUCACCGUCGAGUGCACACGGGCGAAAAGCCCUUCAAGUGUAACUACUGCAAGAAAAAGUUUGCCACCAGGACCACUUUGAAGAGGCACAUCAGAACGCACACGGGCGAAAAGCCAUAUAAGUGCAGCGUGUGCGACAAAAUGUUUGGUCACAGGACCGACCUGAAAGGCCACAUGAGGCUACACACUGGAGAGAAACCUUACAAAUGCAAUACCUGUGAGGAACAGUUCUCCACCUGGAUAAAACUCAACAAACAUAAGCGCGUACACUCAACCGAUGCACAAAGCUCCACCGUGUAACAUAUGUGCGUUUGAUGCAUCACACUUGUAAUAAAAUAAAUACAUGGUGUCUUAUCUGACUUCCAACGGCCCACUUUGGACUUAAAGGUGUUGAGGCGGCUUUUAAAAGCACAAAGAGCAGCUUUGGUUUAGUUGCUUUCAAUGAGAAGAAUCCAGGACAAUUAGUGUGAGUACAAGAUCUAUUUAAAGCAUCCAAACAUUGCACAAAGAAGCAUCGUGACAAUCACUUUUAUUGACGGUUGAGAUUUUAUCGACACAACCUUCUUUCACGAAGUCGACAAUGAAUGUAAACCAAUGUGCCAAAAAUCUACUGGACCUUAGAUUGAAAUGAAGCACCUUUGCAAGCGACGGACAAAGUCCCGUUGUUUUGUGCCGGUACUUAAAUGCCCAGAAAUGUUUGCCUUAACAUAGCAUGUCUUUGCUGUUUAUCUGUUUAAAUGGGAUGAUACUGAUUGUACAAGAAGAAUGAGGAAAAGAAGCCGGCCUAGUAAGCCAUUCCAGAGAAAGACAUUCCUAUUUAUAUUUAAACUCAACAAACGGUUACAUUCAGAAGCUCACUAAGAAAAACGGGCGAAUAACGACACAGAACGACACACACUGCUCAUAAACUAAUGUGCAGAAAACUCACAGUGAAACAGCAAAGGCUUACUUCACCUUUAAUGCUUUGACUGCUUUUUAAAAACAUUUUAUUUUUUAAUCUGUUUUUGUAAUUGUUCUAAUGUGUUGUGAGGUAUUUACAUACAUGUGUUUUCAAUAAAUACAUGUGCCUGUUACACAUGUUAAUAAAUUAUACAUGUGCCUUAGAUCCUGUUUGGGAAGAAGAGACCACUGAUGUGUAGAAAAUCUGCCUAUGUGCACAAUUCCUUCAACAUAAUUUCAAUAUUUAUAUAUUUAUUCAAUACAACAUGGGCCUUCAAAAAAAAAAAAAAAAAAAAAAAGCCAGAGCACUAAUGUGUUAAUGAACAAAAUAAUAUCCUGUUCAUCUGACAUGGCACAUGUUCUGAAUUCAUCUCAAAAAGCACUUAGAUAGAUCCAUGUUUUUAAUAAACAGGACCCCUUCUUUUCUUUCAGAAAUUGUUUCACAUGAAGAAAGAAAAAUUCCAUCCUGAAGUGUUAUAUUUUCCACCGUUGAAAGUAUAAUGUCACUGUAUUUCCUGUGAAUGUGAACUUGUUUUACAGUCCGUCCACUGUAAUCCAGUGAAUCUGUAUCAUUGAAUUUGAGACUCACAGUCAACAUCAAAACAUCUUUUUUGUUUGCAAAUAAAGGACAUUUUUACAUCA